UUUAAUUUUAUAAAGUAAAAGUAGAUCACUGCAUAAUCAAAACAGAACGAUCACUUGAUUAGGUAACAGGUCCCCGUGGAUGUUAUUAAUGGCUUCCUCGACAAUUAAUACGAAUAUUGAAGAGGAAUAUGAAGACUUAGCUUAUAAACAGAGAAUGAAGGCAUCUGUCUAUUAUACUGUUUUACAGUUGUGUAAAGAAGCUGAGGUCAAUAUGGAAAUCAAAAUAAAUAAACAAGUAGCAGCAGCCAUUGCAGAGACAACAUGUAAACAGUUUGAACAUUUUGCUGCAGAUCUCGAACUGUUUGCUAAACAUGGAAAGAGAACAACUAUAAAUACUGAUGAUGUCAAAUUACUUGUCAGAAAAACUCCUAAACUGCUGGAACAUCUAAAUUCAAUUCAGGAAGAGAAUCCAUCAAAAACAGUAAAUAAAGGAAAAAAGAAAACUGCUUCAGAUAAAUCUAAGAAGAAAUCAACAACGGUAGACGAGGUGAUGACAGUAGAGGAGGUAGAUCUUGACCCUGAGAUGGACAACACCUGAUUACCAUAGAAUAUAAAAACACUGAUAUAAGUUUAAAUUUUGAAAUAAUGUUGUGUGUAUAAACUGUAGGAUAUCUGGAACAUAUACAACCUGUUGCAUACAUUAAUGGGACAUGCUCUAGUGUAGUGGCUCUUGAACUUCCUGGGACAUUUUAUAAAUCUCUAAAGACGAACCCCAAAAUGUGAGAACUUCACAACUUAAUGUCGUGUACAAAUUGUAGGAUAUGCUUAUCUGGAACACUUCAUACAACCUGUCACAUGCAUUAAUGGGACAUGCUCUAGUACAGUGGAUCUCAACAUUUUUUCCACUCUCGAACACCUUGCGACGAAGGAGUGUAGUGUAUAUCUGAAACACUUCUUGCAAACUGUCACACGCCUUAAUGGGACAUGCUCUAGUGGCAGUGGCUAUCAAAGUUUUUUCACUCGUGAACCCCUUGGACAAAAUUUUCAAAUCACUAAAAACAAGACCCCCCUCUCCCCUUAUGUGAGAACUUUAAAUUAGUGUUGUGUAUACAUAGAAUAUGCUUAUCUGGAACACUUCAUACAACCUGUCACAUGUGUUAAAAGGACAUGUUCUAGUGUGGUUAUCUCAACAUUUUUCCACUCAUGAAUCCCCUGGGACAUUUUACAAAUCUCUGAAGAUUAGUGUUGUGUUUGAAUCAUAGGAUAUGCUUAUCUAAAACACCUAAUACAACUUGUCACAUGCAUUAAUGGGACAUGCUGUGGCUUCCAACAAUUUUCCACUCACAAAGCUCCGCCCUUGUGUGAGAUUUUCAUGCAACCUGUCACAUGUCUUAAUGGGACAUGCUCUGUGGCUCUCACCCUUUUUUUCCUUAUACAAACUAAGUUCAUCAGAUAUAAAUAAACCUCACACUGUGUUGACUUUUAUAUGGUCUAAUCAUUUGCUGUAGAAGCAGUCUGAUCAAGAGUAGAACACCCAAUACCAGUUAAUUCACAUGGGGAGUUCACACAACCAUCAAUUGUUGUUAUAUUUAUUUAAUAUCUGUACAAAUAAACAAUGGUAUAAUGUUAUAUAAAUGAUUAAGAAUGCUGUUUGGCUUGAAUAAAG
This is a messenger RNA of Patella vulgata (common limpet), 1606 nucleotides long. RefSeq names its product centromere protein S. NCBI's taxonomy places the organism in Eukaryota, Metazoa, Mollusca, Gastropoda, Patellidae. The record is from RefSeq and is a predicted model, not a curated record. Gene Ontology annotation, molecular function: chromatin binding; protein heterodimerization activity. Bases 80 to 538 code for a protein of 152 amino acids. Gene Ontology annotation, biological process: resolution of meiotic recombination intermediates; replication fork processing. Gene Ontology annotation, cellular component: FANCM-MHF complex; Fanconi anaemia nuclear complex. The transcript is spliced from 4 exons.